GCCCGUAGUGAAGCCCACCCCGCCGUCGCUAAGCUCCGCCGCCAAGGGAGGCAAACGUCGCAAAAGCUGACAGGAAACUUGGCCGCGCGUUACGACAGCGGCGGCCGCGCUUGGCGGCCGCUGGAUGAGCGGGGAGUGGGAGCCGCGGCGCUGAGGAGACGCGGGGAUAUGGCCGAGGUACCGCCGGGGCCUAGCAGCGUCCUCUCCCCGCAGGGGGACACGCUCUCCCCCUUCCCCGGAGGAGGAGGGGGGGGGCCUGCUUCCUCCUCCUCCUCCUGUUCCACCUCCGCCGCCGCCGCCGCCGCCUGCACCGGGGCCCAGGACGAGGAGGCCGAAGAGGAGGAGGAGGAGGAAGAGGAGGGACCCGCGGGCGGACGGGAGCAGCAGCGAGGAGGAGGAGGAGGAGGAAGCAGCGACGGCGGCAAGGGGGGGCCGCAGCAGCAGCAGCACCGCCUCCACCACCACCACCAUCACCCCCCGCACCACAACCACCAGCUCAACGGCCUCAUCAGCCCCGAGCUGCGGCACCUGCGGGCCUCCCUCAAGAGCAAGAUCCUGGGCUCUGAGGCAGGGGCAGCCCCCGAGGGGUUGGAGAACAAGCGAGCCAGCAAAACAAUGGGCUCCGGACAGCAGCAGCAGCAGCCGUCGCCCCCGGCCGCAGCACCGUGCUCGUCCCCCCUUCCUAACCACCUCCCUCCCCAGGGAAGGACUGCACCCUCUCCUCCUCCUUCUCCCGCAGCAGCAGCAGCAGCAACAGGGGACAGGAGCCAGCCUGCUGCCACAACUACGACUGCUGCUAAGACUGCAGCCCGCAAUGGGCUGGCAGGAGGGACUGGCUUGGAGGAGGAAGAGCAGGAGGAGGGGGAUGAAGGUGGGGAGGAGGAGUCCUUGCUGCUGCUCUCUAGGUCCUUAGCAGCAGGCUGCAGUUUGAAAGGCUCGGGAACGGACUCUCAGCCCGAGGAGGACCUAACGAUACGAUACGUCCGAUACGAAUCAGAGCUGCAGAUGCCCGAUAUCAUGAGACUGAUCACCAAAGAUCUGUCUGAACCCUACUCCAUUUACACGUAUAGGUAUUUUAUCCACAACUGGCCACAACUUUGCUUUUUGGCCAUGGUAGGGGAAGAGUGUGUAGGUGCCAUCGUCUGCAAGCUGGAUAUGCACAAAAAGAUGUUCCGCAGAGGUUAUAUAGCCAUGUUAGCAGUGGAUUCCAAAUACAGAAGAAAAGGAAUUGGUACAAACUUGGUUAAGAAAGCUAUUUAUGCUAUGGUCGAAGGAGAUUGUGAUGAGGUUGUAUUGGAAACAGAAAUCACAAAUAAGUCUGCUUUGAAACUUUAUGAAAACCUUGGGUUUGUGCGAGACAAGAGGCUGUUCAGAUACUAUUUAAAUGGAGUUGAUGCACUGCGUCUUAAACUAUGGCUGCGUUAAAAGAAUCCAUCACAUCAAGCAACUGACGUCCCAACAGCGCAGAGUUGUCCUUUGCAUGCAAUGCAAUUUGUACAAAAUUGCUUUGCAAGGUGGACUUAGUAAUUUCCAUGCAGCUCUUAUCUGUCAGUGUCUCAUUUGAGUGUCGCACAUAUUUGUUGCACUUUGGCAUGGCGCAUUUGUUCCGAAUUAAAGCCGAUUGUUUCAAACUUCGAGUUCUUUUGGUACCAGCAAGAUGUGCCAGUUGAUAGCCAAGAUAGGUUUGUUUAUUUGCAAGUCUACUGACUGUAUUACAUACACAGUGAACAUUUUAUUAAAGAACCUGUUAUGUGGAACACAACUUUUGGUUCCCGGAGAGAAAAAAAAAAAAAAGCCAAUGUAGAUUGUAAAAUUCUAUAAGUAUACUAACAUUUCAUACAAAAAAAAAAAAAAAUUGCCAUAGUUUUCUGGAAAAAGGCUUCAAUUUUAGGUUUUAUUUUUCAAUAUUGAAUUUUCCAUUCUUAAAUAUUGGUACCUCAGUGAUUAGUGAAUGAAAAAAUGUAUUGUAGGGUGGGGUGUGUGUUACAAUGAGUAACAGUAACAAUUAAAUUGCGUCUGCCAGUGCCUGUAUAGAUAAGUAUAUUUGUCUUCACCUCUGAGUUUGGAGUGCAUGCUUUUAUUCUUUUACUUUCUUCAAUUGUCUCUGCAAGAAAAAAAUUCUGCUUUUAUUUAAAUUCUGGAUUUGAUAAUAAAUUAUUUCAGAUUUUUAUGAUUUGGAUACUUCUCCCAAACGAGGGUUUGGAAGGCCCUUCUUUUCUUAUAGCAGGAAGUGUAAGCUAUUUUGAAAUCCUUGAGUAGCUGCUAAAAGAGAACCUGAUGUUGCCAGUAAAUCUCUGCUGGUUUUGGAUGCACUUUUUUCUUUAAAAGAGUGAGGGACUUUUAAAAGAAGAUAUAGAAAAUUAAUGUAAAUUGGUAUGAUUUUAUUUAAUCAAAAUUAUCACUAGAAGCUCUGAAAAACAGCUAUUUUAAAAUAGUUUGAACAAUUUUUUUUUUUUUUCAGAUUGCUUUGCUUCAGUGUUCUAAAAUGCUUCAAUCUUUGGUUCUUGGUCUUGGAAAUAAAUUUCAAGGUGUAUUGUAUCCAUUUUUAGCUGCUCUCAUUUUCUCUAAACUUACAUGAGCUAAAUUAUUGGGGGAUUUUUUUUUUUCCUUCCAAAAUCAAAGCGAUGGGGAAGACAUUUCUCUUCCUCCUCCUCCUCCUUUCUCUCACUUUCUGUCUCAAUUGGGCAUACAUAGGUUUUACCAAUACCCAUCAAUCUGUUCAGUAAUUACAGUGUCUAGGCUUUCUUGUUCAGCGUGAUUCUAUAGCUCAGUUCUAUGAAUCGGUUGGUUGGGAUUUUUAGUUUAUUUUUAUUUUUCCUCCACUUCAAAAAAAAAAAAAAAAAGUAUUAGUUGACUUCUGGAAGAGUCUGCAGGGGGGAGGGGAAGGGGAAAGGAUGAGCUCUCAGUGAAUCUGCUCUUUGGUAGUUGAGCGUACUCUUCAGAUUUGCCUUACUACACUUAUUUUUUUCUUAAGGGUUUGGUUUGAGUCUUUUUUUUGUUGUUGUUUUGUUUAUAUUAAUUACUGUACAUUUAAAAAAAAAAAAGGAAAACAAAAAAAAAAACCCUACCUCCAUUAACAUGUGGAAAAGAUCCCUGUGCAGGAAAACUGGAUUUAAAGGAAAGCCUUAUUUUGCGCAGACCGAUUGCAGAUGGUGAUGGGCAUUUCUUACCGAGUACAAAUGAUGAGUCGUGUUUGAAAAUAAAGACUUUUAAUAGAAAUUGGCCCUUCUGAGUUUUCUGCCUGGAAACACUGUGUUUCUGAGAGGGCUUGUUUCCCCUCAGUAAGGAAAACUCGCUUAAAAUGGUGCCUGAAUCAGUGCUGUGAACUGGAAUCUUAUUUGCAGAGUUCAGGGCAAAGCUGCCUGUUCAAAUUUCCCUAACCCCUCUGGUUUGCCAGUUAUUUAGAGCAGUUCUUCAGGAGGUGAAGGCUUAAGUGUUGGGAAUGCUGAAUUGAUGGAAACAGGCUUUUCCCAGAUGUAUUCAAGUUGUCUGGGAAGUAACGCCUGCUCUGGCUUGCUUGAACUAAGGAGGCAGAUAAGAGAAGCUUCGUUCCUUGUUAGCAGCUGCUGGGCUGCAAACUGCAGAGUAGGCUAUCUUGUGUGUCUGCUGAUGUUUAAAAACUGAAAAGCCAGACAAGCAAGUUUUCUGGAGGUUAAUAUUUAAGCUGUGGGUGUCUUGAGUUUGAGAGCAGACUUGAAACUUAGCCUGCAUCACUUUUUGUGAAGGUACUGCCGAAAAAUACCAUCACUGCUGAGCGAAAUUCAAAUACAGUUCUGUUUCUCGUAAGAAGUAAUUCAUUCUCACCAUGCCAUCUUUGAAAAGGCUGCGCAAAAUAGGUGUAUGUUUCUUUUCAAAGAGCACAUUGCCUGAAAGGUUCUCAUUUUGCUGCUGUGUAACACACAGUUCACUACGGAAGAGACUGAAGCUGUAUGCGUUGGCUUAUAUUAAGUGGAACAGAUUUAUUCUCUGUGUUGCUUGGAAUUGGGUCUCAAGUGGGAAGUCAAGAAUUGCAGAGAGAUGAAAACAGAUGUUCAAAACGAAUCUAGCAAAAAGGAGUUUGGUUAUUUCUCAUGUCUGUUGUUAAAACACAGUCCACUCCUCUUCACCUUUUGCAUUGACAAAUCUAAGUAGGGAGUUUUUGUUUGGAUUUGCCCAAACACUGCUAUUUGCUGACAUGUCAGGUAUGGAUGUUUGUGUUAUGUUGUUUUUGUUUUUUUUUUUUAAGGAAACAAUUGGGUUCAUCACUUACAAGAAAAGCAGGCAUAGUCUAAUUGGCAUUGCGUAGUGCAUCACAAACUUUUCCAGGGCACCACAAGGCAUUGCUCAAACUGAGUGCUUUGUUCAAAAUGUUCAGGUCUUGUAUAAGCAUUGCAACCUGUAUUGGAGUUCAGGUAUCAGACGGGCAUCUAUGGAAAUAUCAAGUGUAUCUCCAAAUACUGGACUGCUGUUUUGAGUGAAUUAUAUUCUUCUGUCCCUUUAUCCUUUUUGAUGAGAACAAAAACAGUGGGGUUAUGAAAUGUACAAGCUGUCUAAAUACAAUGCAGUCAAAUAAAUGGUUAAGUUGUUUAUCUA
This is a messenger RNA of Phasianus colchicus (ring-necked pheasant), 4572 nucleotides long. RefSeq names its product N-alpha-acetyltransferase 30, NatC catalytic subunit (gene NAA30). Gene Ontology annotation, cellular component: NatC complex. Gene Ontology annotation, biological process: N-terminal peptidyl-methionine acetylation. The record is from RefSeq and is a predicted model, not a curated record. NCBI's taxonomy places the organism in Eukaryota, Metazoa, Chordata, Aves, Galliformes, Phasianidae. Gene Ontology annotation, molecular function: protein-N-terminal amino-acid acetyltransferase activity.